GUAAAGCUCAGAAACUGGCCUGGCUUCAGAACACAGGUUCAGAAACGGGUUUUCUGGUUUGGUCGGGUUCACAAACGGGGUUAUGUUGAGUUCAGAAACGUUUUAUUGCGGGGUUCAGAAAUUACGGGUUAAGAAACUAUUUUUGGUGGGGGGUUGACAUGACAUUCAUUUGAGCAACCGUUGAAACAGGGUAUGAAGAGCACGUUACUAGUUUCCGAAUGCAACGCUCAAGUGUCCAAAACCCAUGUGUCCAGUUUCCGAACCCCACUUUUCCAGUUUCCAAAGAUUUGUUUCAAGCUUCCGAACCUGAGUUUCUGAACCCAACGUUAUUUUCAAUCUUCACGCUGGUUGGUUUGGAUCUUUUUCGGGCCAGACAGAACAUGGGAACUAGGAUUCGACGACGGGUCCCCGAAUGAAAAAUUGGAUUUGGGAUCAGCCUCCGAUACGCAACACGUUCAGGAACGGCGAUCAUUCUCCCACCCCUACAAGCAUGUGUCCACGUUCUUUAUGAAUAUCCGUUCGUCUCUGCGUUCACCACUUGUUUGUGAUGGGCCAGCAUCUCUUCGCUGCUCAAAGAACAUGAACAUCGGUGGCCAGUUGUCCUUAGGAAGACUGCUCCUUGGAAGCCCUAAGUACUCGUCAGUCCAGUAGGAUCAACCAACCGACCAACUGCCGCCGGACAGGAUCUUUUUCUUGAAGCUCGGCCGAGAUGGGAACAGGGAUGUGUGUAUACAUGGUGAAAGUGCAUGGCACAGGUCCCACAUGAGAUUAGAAGGCCCCAUCUUGUCCAAGACACUCUUUCAUUUACUUUGUCCAGCUCAACGACUUUGUCGGUUAGUCUAGAGUAAAGACCAAGGCUGGGCAAAUCCCUGCUGAAGAACAUAGGCAAAGGUGAACCGGCCGAACCCUGCACAGCCAUGGGAGUUGACCUGCAUAUGUCUUCAUGUGUGUUUCCUGCUACCAAGCGUAUUUGCAAGAAUGCACAUGACAAACCCGGUCUAGUAGUUGCAAGUGGACUUGACACGUAUGCAGAGUCCUACUAUAGCGCAUAUUCUGCCCUCUCUUCUAUUAUAUACAGUUAUACAUCAUACAAUACAGCGCUGCGGAAACAAGGGUGUCGUGGCGAGAACUCGGAGCGACAUCCUCGCCAACUGACUCAGGUUGUUGGGGGUUCUGCUGAUUCUUCUGUCCAUCGCGAUGUCUCCACUCUCAAUCACUAUCACCCUUCUCAGCAUGAAUAUCGCGUGCCGGCUACGGCGAAAUCGUCCACAUAGCCAGACCUUCGUGAAGGUGAUGCUGAUGGUGCCAGGCGUGGUGGUCUUCACUUGUCUUACCUUGACCUAUAUGAUCAUCGUGGCUCUGGUGCUGCUAGUCAUCCUGUCUGUCAGCAUGCUCCUUUGGGAAUGGUUCGGGUGCUGUAUGCCAGGUUGCUUUAUUGACUUCUUGCUGAACAUGGUCCAUGGUUGUGGAGAGUUUGACCACACGCACCUGAUUUGGCUCAUGACACUGCCGUUCACUGCCUUGGAGCCCUUGCGGCCUUGUAUGCGGUGCUAUUUUCAGCAUUGGCGCUGCUGUGGCUGUGGGGGCGACGAUUCCGACAGUGACACUUCUGAGGGGGAUGGAGAAGCAGGAUUCAAUGAAGAUGAUGAUUCUGAAUGAAAUUG
This is a messenger RNA of Durusdinium trenchii, 1664 nucleotides long. Lineage: Eukaryota; Dinophyceae; Suessiales; Symbiodiniaceae. The record is from the annotation of a GenBank genome assembly.